Gavia stellata (red-throated loon) is the source of this 4496-nucleotide messenger RNA. RefSeq names its product apolipoprotein O like (gene APOOL). The record is from RefSeq and is a predicted model, not a curated record. Gene Ontology annotation, biological process: cristae formation. Gene Ontology annotation, cellular component: MICOS complex. NCBI's taxonomy places the organism in Eukaryota, Metazoa, Chordata, Aves, Gaviiformes, Gaviidae. The transcript has 10 exons. Bases 21 to 836 code for a protein of 271 amino acids.
CGCGCGGGGCUGUCGCCAACAUGGCGGCCAAGGUGGCAAAGCUGGCAGCUCUUUCUUCUGGUCUGCCACUUGCGUGUAUUACUGUAUAUGCAGCGACAGAAAAGGAAUCAAAAGGUCAGCUGGUGAAGCCAAAUCAGCUUCCAAUUUACUGUCCACCACCUCUGAAAUUGAAAUACAUUGAAGAACAGCCUGGUCACUUGCAGAAGCAAUUGUCUUCAGUAAGACAGGCAACCGGCCGCUAUAUUGGAUGGUGCAAGGAUGCUUUUGUCUUUGUUAAAAAUGGAAUAAUGGAUUCAAUUCAGUUUGGAAAAGAUGCUUAUGUUUACCUGAAGAAUCCACCCCCAGAAUUUCUUCCCAAAGUUGGUGUAAUUACAAUAUCAGGCUUAGCUGGCAUAGUGCUGGCAAGAAAAGGUUCUAGGUUUAAGAAAAUUGCUUAUCCCUUGGGACUUACAACUUUAGGAAUUUCUGUUUGUUACCCAGCUCAGUCAGUGGUAAUUGCCAAGGUAACAGGGAAGAAGCUGUUUUCUGCAAGCCAUCAAACCUAUGAAGCCGUGCGAUCACUGUGGGCAGAAAAGGAAGAUGUCACCAAGCUGCAGCAAGAGUCAAAAUCAAUUACGCAAGAAGAUAAGAAAGACAUUUCUAGUACAAAACCUGAGUCUGCUAUUGAGUCAAGAUCAUUUAGCAGAACAGAAUCCUCUCCAGUUGAGUCUUGGAGUAAUAAAGAUCCAGUGCCUUCAUCAGGAACAGUGAAGACACCAAAAUUUAAGCCUGAUCCAAAACUUAUGGACCAUGCUCUGGAAUUAAGUGCAACUUCUUACUGGUCUGAAUACCCUUAAAAAGUCAGUUGUUACAUCAUGUGAAUAGCAUUAUUGUUAGUGCUUGUAUAAACAAGUCACUUUUUUUCAUUGCAAAGUCAUUUGUUGUUUGCCUCUUUCACAAAGGUGAAUGGAAACAACUUUGUGUCCUGCAUGCAACUUGUGUAUUUAAAUGUCACUUAAGUUGGGAAAAACCACAAAACUAAUCUCUAAAACAUCCUUUAUAGACUAUGCAUUACUUUUCACCUACUUCUAAUAUCACCUACUUCUAAUACCUUGAAGAACUGUAUGCAAAUUGCUUAAUCCACGAAACUGAUACUGUUUGAAUUUCUGUAGAGUGCAUUAGCAAUGUUUGGGAAGUUGGAAACCUUCUGUAGUUUUGAGGUUUAAAGUGCUGACAAAUAUUAAAAAUGCAGAAGUAAUAGGCAGCCAACUUUUUCUUCCCAGAAGUUUGUAUGCAAUACCCAUUGAUCUUGGUAGGAUUUCUGUGAAAUUCUGUCUUUUUCCAUAAGAAUGAAAUUAGAAAUUGAUUAAGUUUCCUAGGAUGAAACUUGAAACACUGCUUUUAUCAUUGUGUGUAUCGCUCUACUUGUGUUCAUCCUCCAUUUCUCUUCAAAACACUCUUACAGGGGUUGGAAUAGGUGUGGUGGUCUUCCUUGAACAAAGUGCAACUCCUUAUCAGUACACAAUGAUAAUCAGCCCGCUGCCUAGAGGUGAUCUCAUCUCUGUCUACUGUGGCACUUCCCUAACAUACAAACUGCAAAAGGACACUCUGCUCGUAGUUUGUCCUCUGAUCUGUUGAAUUCUGUUAUCUUUCAGUUAAUGAAAAUACGUGCUUUGUUGUAAAGUUGAGGGGGGAAGCAAGAACAAACUAUACAAACAGAGAGUUUGGUUGGAAGACUUAAACCUGAAAAGAAGUGCUGCUUCAUAUGAAUAUAUUCUCAGCACUGGCAUACGAAGAGAUACUUGCUCCUGCUCUCCCUAAGAAGAGGUUUCACUACCUGAUUCCUUCUUCUGAGGCUGCUAAUGCAAAAGCAAAUGACUAGUGAAGUACAGACAAACAGUAUUCCUAGUGUCACUGUGGGACUAGUAGAAGUUUUGAGGAGGUACUGCACAAUGGAAAGUGCACAAGGCACAAAUGAUGAAUAAGCAAAAGAGUAAGUAAGGCUUUUAUGGUGGUUCAGAAACAGAUAAGUACUGAUGCCUUGGAAUCCAAAUUUCAGGCAGUGUUGGACUUUGUUAUACACAGUCCAAUGGAAGGUGAAGUCAGUAAAUGUGAAGUUUAAAGAAGAAGAAUUCUAUUAGUUAAACUUGCUUGGGACAGCUGACUUAGAAUUUAAUGUGUUUUGUUUCUUUAAUCAUCUCUUAAGGGCCAGGAAACUGUCAGAAUUCAGGCAGCAAUCAGAGGAUAUUAAAUCAAUCUUCACAGAGCUCCUGGACGAGACACGUUUAGUGUUCCAUCACAGAGAGAGGAGUAGAAAAAUUAGAUGGCUGGGCUUCAUAUACUGUUUCCAGGGAAACUGAUGAAGACGUAAGGCAGGAAGUAAAAAUGGUGAAGAAAUGAUCAUUUUCAAGUGCAAGACUGGAUGGCAGAAAUUGUAUUAUCUAUCUCCGUUUCUGGCCCUUUGAUCAGAUUCUGGAUAAAAAACAUAAAGAAAAAAACAUCUGCUCUACUCCUAAAUUCUAUUUAAAUUCUAACUUAUGUCCUUUGAGUGAUAUGCUACCACGACAAGUCAACAAGAAAGGUAAGAUGAUGCAGGUUUGCAUGGAAUUUGUAGGAGUUCACUGUGAUGACAUUUUUCAGUACGCAGUGGGAAACUGUGCACAGGAAUUAGUCUUCUGGGAGCAGGGAGAGAAGCUGCCCUGGAUAGCUGUUAAGGAACAAGCAUGUCUGCCCUUUCCAGGCAAGAGCAGGCCUUAAAAGACUGCCCGCUACCUGCGGUGCCAAAAGCUAGUCUGGCCCUUUCCAUGCGUUAAAGGCAUUACCACUCAAACCUCGUGAUACCAAUGAAAGUGUCUGGUCUGCAGAAGGUACACUGGACUCCUUGGUGGUUAGGCAGUCAAGAAUGAAAUGUUUCAUGUGAGCUGUUUGUAUGACAACCCCUGAUGUUACAAGAAGGUCAUGCUGUAAAUGGACAUGAUGCACAAAGCUGUCCCUAGGCUGUAUUUUAGUCUCAAAUUACUCCUUAGGGCAAAACUGUAAUAGAACUAUGCCUCAGAGUUAAAUCGUCAUUCAGAAGUCUUAGAUACAUUUUCUGGGACGUAACUUAAAAUUAUGGCUCCUACCCUCUUUGAUGAGUGAACAGUAUGAGGAAUACAGUUCUAGAGCCCAUAAAAUGGUAUCUCUGUGCUGUGUCAUUUCUUCUUGGUGGACGAGAGGAGUGAGCCAGCGCAGGUUUAUUCCAGUACAGGGUUUGUGUACUACUGUCGCUUUUUAGUUUGGUUUUUUGGUCAGUUGAGGCUUCUCUGUCUCAUUCUUCUCUACAAGAGAGGGUAAUUUUUUUAUUGUUUGUUUUCUACCAACAGUUCUUGUUUAAUAGCCUGACACAGUUAAAAAGCUGAGACUAAAAUUUGAGGCUUGGGUUUCAGCACUGAAACACAAAUAUAGCUAUAAGAUGACUGUUUCCCUAUCUGCAGCCAAAGAAAACGAGAGAGAAAAUGUAUGAAAAGUUUUGUAUCCUGUCUGGGUGUGUUCUCUGCUUUCAGAAAGACCGUAAGCAAUCUCUCACUUGGUAUUUCUCUGUCCUGGAGAAUAGAUUUAUUGAUAGUGGGAAGGAAUUUUUUAAUGAAACCUGGAAUAUGAUAUAGUAUAAUAGUUCUUUGAUAAUAUACGCUUCUAUUAGCAUCAGUCAUCGUCUUGUCCACCCAUGUGAGACACAUGAUGAGAGAAAUUUCUAGAGGUAGCAAAAAAGAUGCAGGUUAUUAUAAAGAAGUUUGGAAUGUAUUUGCAGAAAUGAAGGCAGCCCAAAUCAGAUUACUAAUCUGCUCUGCUACAAAUACUGGAAUGGUGACUGUGAAUCUUUAUUACUCAGCUGCCAUUCUGAGAAGUGUUUCUUUGUCAAAUCUAAAAAGGUGCCUGCCGUCUUCAGUUCAGACAUCUGAAGCUCCACGUUUUAUAUAAUACUCUACAGAUAGCUUUUUCCAGGUAACUACAGGGAACUGUAGCCACAUCUCUGUAUUAAUAAUUUGUAGUAAAGGUGCUAUGCAAUGGCUUUAAAAAAGCAAAUUCGAAUCUACAUUAUGCCAUGCUUGUGAGUCCUCAUUUUAAAUAGAUGUGCCUGACUUGAUCUCUAAGAUUUCAGACCCAGUACGCAAACCUGUUAAACAAUGAAAAAUUAACAUAAGUGCACAGGAAAAAGUUGCAUUGCAAGACAUGGUUUUGUUAAUUUACAGUGAAACACUUUGAAAUGCCUCUCAAUUGUAUCAUUAAUAGCCACCUGAAAGUUCAAUAUGGUUUCUUUCAUAAUGCAAUAAUACAGUAGCAUAAUUAAGAAUGUAUACUGUAACUUUUAUAUGGUGUAAGUUACAUAUUUUUAAAAAAUCCAAUGUCUUAAAGAACUGGGUCACAUGAUGAUUUUUAUAAUAUAGACAUAUUUUUAAUUUAAUGCAUGUUUUUUAUUUAUGAUUGAUUGUAUUUGUUAUAUAGAGAUUUGGAACUUGUUGAUAUUAAUUUUAUUUACA